Populus nigra (black poplar) is the source of this 1499-nucleotide messenger RNA. RefSeq lists its product as uncharacterized. The coding region runs from base 125 to 1381 and encodes 418 amino acids. The record is from RefSeq and is a predicted model, not a curated record. Lineage: Eukaryota; Viridiplantae; Streptophyta; Magnoliopsida; Malpighiales; Salicaceae. The transcript has 8 exons.
UCAAGAAAUCAUUAAAAAUAAUCGAAAAGACUUGUCGAUUUAUAUCUAUAAAUUCAAUCCGUUCAAACACUGUAACUUUCUCCUCUCUUGAUGAUCGAAAGCAAAUAGAGUUGUAAUUUAGAAAAUGAAAGGCGUCUUCUCGGCGCCCGGAGAUUAUGUCUACUUCAAGUCUCAAGUUCCUCUCCACAAGAUCCCUAUUGGCACAAAGCAAUGGAGAUACUAUGAUUUUGGUCCAAAAGUGGUCCCACCACUCAUUUGUCUUCCUGGAAUAGCAGGAACAGCAGAUGUUUACUAUAAGCAGAUCAUGGCAUUGUCCUUGAAGGGUUACCGGGUGAUUUCUGUUGAUAUUCCACGUGUAUGGAAUCAUCAUGAGUGGAUUCAAGCAUUUGAAAAAUUUUUGGAUGUCAUUGAUGUUCAUCAUAUACAUCUUUAUGGUACAUCUCUUGGAGGCUUCUUAGCCCAACUUUUUGCACAACACCGUCCAAGGCGAGUGAGGUCAUUGAUACUAUCAAACACAUUUCUGGAGACGCGCAGUUUUGCAGCUGCCAUGCCUUGGGCUCCUGUUGUUAGUUGGACCCCUUCCUUUCUGCUUAAAAGAUACGUCCUAACUGGAAUUCGUGAUGGUCCUCAUGAACCAUUUAUUGCAGAUUCAGUAGACUUUGUUGUUUCUCAGGUCGAAACACUUUCAAGAGAUGAAUUAGCCUCGAGGUUGACUUUGAAUGUUGAUGCUGCUUCUGUUGGAUCUCUUUUACUUUCAGACUCGUUCAUCACUAUAAUGGAUACGAAUGAUUAUUGUGCAAUUCCUCAACAACUCAAAGAUCAAUUGAGUGAAAGAUAUCCUGAAGCAAGGCGAGCUCAGUUGAAGACUGGAGGAGAUUUUCCAUUUCUUUCACGCUCAGAUGAAGUCAACUUGCACCUUCAGCUACACCUGCGACGAGUUGGGGUAGAAGCUCGACCAGAUUUGGUCCGGGGCAUCCCAAAUGAUGGCACUGGUGGGAGCUAUAGUGAAAGUGAGGAUGGUAAAGGAGAUCGAGAUGAUCAACCCAAAGAUGACAGGGGAAACUCAGAAAGUCCAUCCAGGGAAAGUGAGUUAUCUCCAGCUCCAGAAAGUUCAGAAUCUCAUGGUUUAGAUGAGCAGCUCCUCAGUAAUGCGAAAUAUUCAUUCAAUGGCCAGCAAGAGAGACUGCGUCUCUGUGAACUAUUGAGUAAACAACAGAACAUAGCCUCUGAACUCCAUUCACGAUUUACUCUGGAAAUUUUUCUUCAAUAUUUGGUUUUCAUUCGUGUGGGAUCAUUGUACAUCAUUUCCAAGCUGUUUCCAGAAACUCUAGAGAAUUGGUGUAAAGUAGAUAUUUGUACGGCUGUUCAUGUGGUUGUAUAAGAUCAUACGAUUUCCCGGAGGUUACUAGUGUUUUGGUCAAGGAACAGUUUGAUAUUUUUGUAAAAUUGUCGUUCGAGAUUCUUUUUCAUUAUUAAAAUGGUCGAUUGAAUACAGUGUA